CCUCCUCCUCCGUCCAGCCCCGGAAUGGGCGGGUUGGCGGCCUGGCGUCACUCUCCGGCGCGGCCCGCUGCCUGCCUGCCUGCCUGCCUCCCUCCCUCCGCGUGUCGUCAGAACGGGCGGCGAAACAGCGGGGAAGGUUUUCUGACGUGCGGCCGCGGUCAUGGUGUGGGUUAGCCGAGCCCUGUUCAGGAAGGCCGUAAGAACACAACAAGACCUGUGAUGGACCAGACCAGUGGCCUCCCUGGCCCAGUCUUCUCACCCUGCCAAUCCAUUGCCUGCAGCAAGCCUGCCAGCAGCACACAGUAUGGAAGCUUUAUAGAUGACCUGAGGAUCUAUGUGAAGGGAGGAGCUGGUGGGAUGGGCCAUCCUCGAUAUGGUGGGCAAGGAGGAAAAGGUGGUGAUGUUUGGCUGGUAGCUGACGGAAGGGUUACCUUGAAGAAAAUGAAAAGUCAGUAUCCCAAAAGACGGUUUGUUGCUGGAAACGGAGCUCAUAGUAGUAUUGUCGCACUGAAAGGAGCUAAAGGAAAGGAUUGUGAAGUCAAUGUGCCUCCAGGAAUAUCAGUUGUUACAGACGAUGGAAAAGUGUUUGGUGAACUGAACAAAGAAGGAGACAGACUACUUGUGGCAUACGGGGGUCUAGGCGGAUCCCCAGUUACAAAUUUCCGGCCCUCCAAAGGUCAAAAACACCUAAUUCAUCUUGAUCUAAAACUUAUAGCAGAUGCUGGCUUAGUUGGAUUUCCAAAUGCAGGAAAGUCUUCUUUGCUAACCAAGAUUUCUCGCGCCACUCCUCAGGUUGCGGAUUAUGCCUUCACAACAAUACAGCCUGAACUUGGAACAAUUCAAUAUCCUGAUUACAAGCAGAUUACAGUGGCUGACCUUCCAGGAUUGAUUGAAGGUGCACAUGCAAAUAAAGGACAUGGGCACAAAUUCUUGAAGCAUGUGGAAAGAACAAAACAGCUUCUCUUUGUGGUUGACGUAUCUGGGUUUCAACUUUCUUCUAGAACACCAUUCAGAACAGCCUUUGAAACCGUAGUACUGCUAACAAAGGAGCUAGAACUGUAUAAGGAAGAACUUCGAGCUAAAUCUGCGAUGCUUGCUGUUAAUAAAAUGGAUUUGCCUGAUGCACAAGAAUUGUUGGACGAGUUUAUGGAACAGCUACAAAGACCUGAAGAAUACAUGCAUUCACUUUCAGCAGAGAUGAUUCCAGAAGUCCUUUUCGAAUUCAAAGAGAUCAUCCCCGUAUCUGCACAUACCGGUGAAGGACUUGACAAGCUAGUUACAUGUUUAAGAAAAGUAAUAGAUGAAGAAGCUGAGAAGGAAAUUGAAAAUUAUCAGAAGCAACAACUUCAUAAAUUGCGGUAAGGAAUGGCAUUCCCAGAGCAUCAUAGCACCAAAUCGUUCAGGUCUCUUGAUGGAGCCUAUCCUCCAAAGAUGAACAGAGGAAAAGCAAAGAUGACAGAAUAUGACUUUACACCAGAAUCAGGAGAAGAGUAACAUAAUGCUGACAAAGAAUAUGAGAGGUUCAGAAAGAUAGUAAAUUUUGCACUAUAUUCAUCCCUUAUAUAUCACAGCAUACCACCAUACCAUCUCUCACACUCCUUGUUUUAAGUUCGGGAUGCCAAACAACUAACCAGAUCUGGUUAGUAGUUACGUUGGAGGUCACUAAGGAUCUCCUGGUACAGCUAGGAAAGAAUACUGCCUGAAACUGGAAGAUUAUUGCUUCCACCCAGAGCGAACAGUACUAGGCUUGAUGGGUCAAUGCCUUAGUAGAAGCAGGUUCCUAUGUACCGUGCAAGAUUCUUGUCAUGCUUUUGUUACAGCCCUAUGUGUGCCAAACAGAGCAUUUCAGUCUGAUGUUGGAGGAAGAUCUUGGAUCCACCCAAUCCAAAAUGCCGUUGUUCCUUUGAUAGGCCUCCAGAAAAGGCAAAUAAAGUAUGAAACACCUGCAGGGAAAAUAUGAACGAACUUGACUCUAGGAGAGGCAUGCAAAUACCAACUAAAUAGUCUCCCUUUUGUUUUAAAGAAUAUGAAUUGUGCUGAUUCCCUGGCAAUUCCUGACAGUUUUCUGAUUCUAUCUGCUACUUUAAAAGGUUUGAUAGCUACGUACCGAUAUCUAGAUUACUAACUAGUAUCAAAAAGAAUGGAGCAAUUUUAUUUGGAGCAGUCAGUUCGACCCUAUUGCUACUUAAUAAUCUGCCAAAGUAAUUUUCUUAGUCCUUU
Molecule: messenger RNA, 2220 nt
Organism: Pogona vitticeps (central bearded dragon)
Lineage: Eukaryota; Metazoa; Chordata; Lepidosauria; Squamata; Agamidae
Source: RefSeq, a predicted model, not a curated record